UAGAUGAGGUGCCACUCACAGCUCUUAUCACAGAAUCCACAUCUUCUCUGCCGUCAACCUGCUCCAGCAUCAUGACAAACUUGGGUUCUUCAACUGAAAUUGUGACAUGGGAUGAUUUGGGCCCAUAUUUUUUGGAGGACAUAUUUGAAAACGCAACAUUCCCUUCUGAAGCUGAAUGCUGUGACGGUGGACAGGGUGAUGUGUGCAACCUGACCGAGGGCGUGAAUUUCGAGGGAGUGUUCAUCCCAGUUCUCUACUCAGUGGCAUUCUGUGUGGGUUUUCUGGGAAAUGGAGUACUGCUGGUAGUUCUGGCUCGAAGCUGGAGAACGUGGAGUGUGACAGACAACUUCAUCGUCCACCUUGGUGUGGCAGACACUCUGCUGCUCUUGACGCUGCCUUUGUGGGCUGCACAGGCCUCUCAGGAAUUAGGAUGGACCUUUGGCACUCCCCUCUGCAAGAUGACUGGAGCUGUUUUCACGAUUAACUUCUACUGUGGGAUCUUUCUGCUGGCUUGCAUCAGUCUGGACCGUUACCUGUCCAUCGUCCAUGCUGCCCAGAUGUACUCCCGCCACAACAGCUGGGUGGUACAGGUCAGCUGCCUGUCAGUGUGGAUCUUCUCCAUGCUCCUCUCUAUCCCUGACUGGAUAUUUCUGGAAGCCCUGAACAACACAAGGCGAAAUAAAAUAGAGUGUGUUCCUAACUACUAUCGGCAUGGUUCUCAAGCCGUUGCCGAUUGGCGUAAAGCAUCACGCCUGCUCUACCACGUUGUGGGCUUCCUGCUGCCUUCAGUGAUCAUGAGCUUCUGCUACUUCUGCAUCCUGAGGCAGCUGAGGUAUGGCUCUCAGGGCUUCCAAAAACAGAAGGCCUUCAAGGUCAUCAUGGCUGUGGUGGUGGUCUUCUUCGUCUGCUGGAUGCCAUACAACAUCACACUCAUGGUGGACACAUUCCGUUCCAGGGGCAAUAGUGAGACCUGUGGAGUCAAAUCAUCUUUGGAAAAAGCCAUAAUAGUCACAUCCACUCUGGGCUACUUACACUGCAGCCUCAACCCUGUCUUGUAUGCUUUUGUGGGUGUGAAGUUCAGACGUCAACUUUUGGAUAUCCUCAGGUCUCUUGGCUGCAAGCUGAAGUCGAGUGUCAGGCACCCAUCUGCCUCCAGCAGGAGAAGCUCCUUUUGGUCUGAGUCUGGAGACACCUCCAACUCGGUUGCUAUCUGACAAAGACAGACUGACAUCCAGCAUGCCGACACACACACACACACACACACACACACACACACACACACACACACACACACACACACACACACACACACACACACACACACACACACACACACACACACCAAAGUAGGAAAAAUGGUCAGGGCAACCGAGAUGUCACAUUUCACUUUGUACAUUUCACUUCACACAUUUCUCAAAAACGUGUGAAGUUUUGACUCACUGGGUGCAAUGUUGAGAAAUGCUGGUUUCUCAGAAUGCAAAAGAUGAAGAACCACACAUACUUUUCUGGGUCAACGUUCAAAAUUUCUCAGUCGCCCCUCAUACUAAGUCAAAAAUGUGCAUUAUUUCUGUCAAGUGUGCUGGUAACAUGAUUUGCAAUGUUCAUAUUUCUGCAGCUGAACAUGUAUGUGACUUGAGAUAACAAAAGAUAACUUUGAAAGUUUUAAGGUCAUGCAACUGCACAUAUGUUUUGUAGAUCUAUUUUCUAUAUAGUAUACAAAUAAUGUUUAUGAGUUCAAUGGUCAUUGAAUGGUACAUUCCAUUUUUCACCAAAUUAAAUAUUUGUU
This is a messenger RNA of Thalassophryne amazonica, 1786 nucleotides long. RefSeq names its product chemokine (C-X-C motif) receptor 3, tandem duplicate 1 (gene cxcr3.1). Gene Ontology annotation, cellular component: membrane. NCBI's taxonomy places the organism in Eukaryota, Metazoa, Chordata, Actinopteri, Batrachoidiformes, Batrachoididae. Gene Ontology annotation, biological process: inflammatory response; immune response; G protein-coupled receptor signaling pathway. The transcript has 3 exons. Gene Ontology annotation, molecular function: C-X-C chemokine receptor activity. The record is from RefSeq and is a predicted model, not a curated record. Bases 72 to 1214 code for a protein of 380 amino acids.